AUGGUGGCCAGACCUCGGGAUGUUGUCGCCCGCAAACGAAACACUGGAAGAAGAAGCAAGGUUAAAACUGGUUGUAAAACUUGCAGGAUCAGGAAGAUUAAAUGUGAUGAGAUCAAGCCGUCCUGUCAAAGAUGUACAACUACUGGCCGCACCUGUGACGGCUACGAGUCCGCGUUCAAAUCUUGGGAAGCACAGUCUAUCGGUAGUAUACGGGUCUCUUCUGGCGGCAACAAGUCCAUUGCAUUGUCAGGGAUCGUUCAGCCGACUGUUGGGUUUAUCUCUCAGGAUAUCGAACUCCUCAAUCGCUAUUUCUCCACCAAGACCCUGUUUAAUGUAAAUAUGGGUUGUCUUGAAGAAGCCCGACAAGUCCUCCAAGCCAGUUUGACUGAUCCCUCUGUACGUCACGCAGUGUCGUCUCUGAGAGCACUUCGGCAGGACCUCGAAAUAUCCGGUGAUACCCCCACGUCUGUCGCUCACCCGACUCCCGGCUUUCACUAUGGCCUUCAGCAAUAUAACAUGGCUUUGGGAGGUCUUGCGUCAAACAUGUCACUGCCGAGCUCCAGCACAAUCAAGUCGGCAUUACGUUGCUGCCAGAUCUUCAUCAGUAUUGAGCAAGUACAGAAAAAUUACUCUGCCAUGGCCCAACAUAUCAUCCGAGGUCUAAGAAUUAUGUACGAAUACCGUGCAAGGCCAUACUUUAUCGAAGGGAGCCAGUUAGUACCAGCCUACGAUGGUCAUUUACCUCUGGUGGAUGUCUUCAUCAUCAAGCUUUUUUCUGCGCCUUGUAAAUUCGCAGAUUCUCCAGCAGUACGGGAGGUCUUCCCGACGACCUCACCUGCGUCUUUCGAUAGCCCGCAUGAAGGAACCGAUGAAUCUCCCAAUGUUCGCACAAUUUUGCCUGAUAUGCGGACAAGACUUACAGUAACUGCUGAGUUAAUACUUGAAUUUCUGAGCAAAAUGUCACAAGUCGUGUCGGUGGAGGAUGCUCUCCAAUUGAAGUCCGAAAAAAAUGCUAUUUUGGACUCCCUGGACUCAUGGCUAAAUGAUUUCGAGCUUAUCCAGAUGGGACCUGAGCCGAUCUCGAUGACUUUCUUGCGGAUCUUUCGUCUGAUAUUGAGAAUCAUUCUCUUAGGAGCACUUGACUCCUCGCCAACGACAUGUACGGAGCUGCAGCUGGAGAACGAACGAUUACAAAGUCUAGCCAACGAUGUGGGCGAAAGAGUCCAGACUUACAUAACUUGCAAUGGGACUAGCAGCGACUGA
Cadophora gregata is the source of this 1263-nucleotide messenger RNA. RefSeq lists its product as uncharacterized. The transcript is spliced from 2 exons. Gene Ontology annotation, biological process: regulation of DNA-templated transcription. Lineage: Eukaryota; Fungi; Ascomycota; Leotiomycetes; Helotiales; Ploettnerulaceae. Gene Ontology annotation, molecular function: zinc ion binding; DNA-binding transcription factor activity, RNA polymerase II-specific. The record is from RefSeq and is a predicted model, not a curated record. Bases 1 to 1263 code for a protein of 420 amino acids.